Peromyscus californicus insignis is the source of this 1089-nucleotide messenger RNA. Its product is annotated as speckle-type POZ protein-like. Gene Ontology annotation, molecular function: ubiquitin protein ligase binding. The transcript has a single exon. Gene Ontology annotation, biological process: proteasome-mediated ubiquitin-dependent protein catabolic process; regulation of proteolysis. The record is from RefSeq and is a predicted model, not a curated record. Gene Ontology annotation, cellular component: cytoplasm; nucleus. NCBI's taxonomy places the organism in Eukaryota, Metazoa, Chordata, Mammalia, Rodentia, Cricetidae.
GGAGAAAUGGCAGGAGAUGAGAUAGCCCAGAGAUGGGACCACACACAGAUCAGCAUUCAGGACUUCUCCUACAGGUGGACCAUCAACAACUUCCCUUUUAUUGUUGAGGAAAUACCAGAAAGCUUUGUCAGCCGAAGAUUCUCAAUAGGAAGCAAUGACAAAUGGUGUUUGAGAGUACUCCCGAACGGAGUUGAUGAAGAAAGUGCAGAUUACCUAUCAGUUUACCUAGUGUUGCUCAGCUGUCUAAAGAGUCAUGUUUGGGCAAAGUUCCAGUUCUGGAUCAUAAGUGCGGAAGGAGAGAAAAUAAAAGUCACGAGGAGCCCAAGAGCCUUUAGGUUCAUGCCAGGCGGGAGCUGGGGAUACAAAAAUUUUAUUCUUUGAGACUUGCUCUUGUCCCAUGCAUUUUGGUUACUGCCAGAUGACCACCUCACCCUUGCCUGCAAGGUAAGCGUGGUCCAGGUCUCUUGCAGCAACUCUGACCAGAACCGGAAGCCAGCAAUUCAGGUUCCUAACUGCACAUUGGCAGAUGAGCUAGGAGAGCUGUGGGAGAAGUCCCAAUUCACAGACUGCUCCCUGGUGGUAGCUGGUCAGGAAUUCCGGGCUCACAAGGCCAUCUUAGCAGCUCGCUCUCCAGUUUUCAGAGCCAUGUUUCAACAUGACAUGGAGGAGAGCAGAAAGAACCGCGUUGAGAUCCCUGACCUGGAGCCACAAGUCUUCAAGGAAAUGAUGGGCUUCAUUUACACCGGGAAGGCACCAGACCUGGACAGCAUGGCAGAUACAUUGCUGGCAGCUGCUGACAAGUAUGGCCUGGAGAGUUUGAAGGUCAUAUGUGAGGAUGCCCUCUGCAGGGACCUCUCUGUGGAGAAUGCUGCCCACACUCUCUUCCUGGCUGACCUCCACAGCUCAGGACAGCUGAAAGCCCAGGCACUGGAUUUCAUUACAGCUCAUGCUUCUGAGGUCUCUGAGACCUCAGGCUGGAAGGCAAUGGUGGGCUCCUAUCCCCAUUUAGUGGCUGAAGCACACCGUUCCUUGGCUUCUGCUCAUCUUCCUUUCUUGGAGCCCCCUUUCAAACGUUUGGAACAAUCCUAG